Alternaria incomplexa is the source of this 741-nucleotide messenger RNA. RefSeq lists its product as uncharacterized. Bases 1 to 741 code for a protein of 246 amino acids. Lineage: Eukaryota; Fungi; Ascomycota; Dothideomycetes; Pleosporales; Pleosporaceae. The record is from RefSeq and is a predicted model, not a curated record. The transcript has 2 exons.
AUGGCCUUGUUGCAAUUUGGCACAACUCUUGUCUUCGGUGUGCCUCCACUAUGGAACAACGAGAAUCAACCUGAUGAGAGAGUACGGAAGAUGCAGGCCAUAACCGUCGGCAUCCUCGGUACCAUCCCCACCCUAACCCUCGCCUACCUAACCGCCCCCUUCGUCCACCAAGUCUUCCUCCAAAUCCCCACCACCGCCAACUACGCGCGCCGCUCCCGGCCCGAACUCCUCCGUUUCGCCAGGAGCCUCCGUCAAAACACCGUCGCCACCGCAAACACAAAACUCGAAUUCGUGACUUUGCGAAUCUUCCCCUUCCGCAAACACACCACUGCUUUCCUGCACGAGCUCCGCGCUUUGCCGCCGAAAAAACUGCGUUUAGCAAACAUCGAGUUACCGAAGAGCGAGGCGUGGGUUAAGAGGCAGAGGGAAAAGGGUAUUUUCAAGCGCAUGCUGGAAGUCAUGAGUGAACCACGCUUCAAGUUCUACGUUAAAGAAGGGCGGUUGUACACGAUGAAGACGGGUGUGCCGGGCGUGUGGGAAGAGGUCGCUAUGAGAAUCAAGGAGCAGACUGUUGAGGAAGCGGAGAGGGAGAGAGUAGAGCGGGAGAACGGGAAGCGGGGUGUUGGGGCGAGGAAGGAGGUGCCGAAGAAACCGGUGGUCACGACUGUUGCGAGGCUUGGUGGGGGUGAGGCCAAGGUCGCGAGGCAAACUACGAGGAGGAAAGAUUUCACUUCAUGGUGA